Molecule: messenger RNA, 1686 nt
Organism: Papaver somniferum (opium poppy)
Lineage: Eukaryota; Viridiplantae; Streptophyta; Magnoliopsida; Ranunculales; Papaveraceae
Product: amino-acid permease BAT1 homolog
Exons: 8
Coding region: 18-1619 (533 amino acids)
Biological process (GO): transmembrane transport; gamma-aminobutyric acid transport
Cellular component (GO): membrane
Molecular function (GO): L-alanine transmembrane transporter activity; gamma-aminobutyric acid transmembrane transporter activity; L-glutamate transmembrane transporter activity
Source: RefSeq, a predicted model, not a curated record
ACUAAAGAAAGUGGAACAUGGUUUUGGAACAUUUGGAUCCGGUAUUUCCAUCUGAAGCUUAUCUUUCUCAGGAUGGGGAUAAUGUUCGCAUAGAUACAGGGGAAUCACGCUUGGCCCAGCUUGGAUACUACCAGGAGCUUGACCGCAGUCUUUCGGUGAUAUCCAACUUUGCAUUAUGUUUCGUGACAGUAUCAGUGCUUCAAGGGAUCACUACCCUUUACAGUCAGGGUCUGCAAUACGGUGGUCCAAUCAGCAUGAUAUAUGGUUGGCUCAUAGCAAGUUUCUUCACAAUGUUUGUUGGUUUAAGCAUGGCUGAGAUUUGCUCAUCUUACCCUACAUCUGGUGGUCUUUACUACUGGAGUGCCAAGCUCGCCGGCCCUAGCUGGGCGCCCUUUGCUUCUUGGUUGACUUGCUGGUUUAACAUGGUUGGCCAGUGGGCCAAUACAACAAGCGUGGAUUUCUCUCUGGCUCAAAUGGUUCAAGUAAUAAUUCUCCUUAGCACAGGUGGAAAAAAUGGUGGUGGGUAUUUAGCUUCUAAGUACGUAUUAAUUUGUAUAUAUGGAGGAAUUUUGUUCAUCCAUGGGGUCUUAAACAUUCUCCCCAUCAAAUUCAUAUCAAUUUUGGGGAAUGUGGCAGCUGCUUGGAAUAUCAUUGGUGUUUUUCUUCUUAUGGUUCUCAUUCCAUUUGUUGCUCCAAAACGGGCUAGUGUCGAAUAUAUCUCAACUCACUUCAACACUGAUACUGCGGUUGGAAUUCAGAGCAAACCGUACAUAUUUGUUCUCGGGCUACUGAUGAGCAGUUAUACCCUUGCUGGCUAUGAUGCAUCUGUUCACUUGGUAGAGGAAACAAAGAGUGCAGACAGAAAUGGACCAAAAGGCAUAAUUAGUGCAAUUGUAGUAUCUUUCAUUGUCGGAUGGGGCUAUCUACUUGGUAUCACUUUCGCAGUCACCGACAUUCCACACCUUGUGAACCCCAACAAUGAUGCCGGUGGUUAUGCAGCUGCACAAUUGUUUUACGAAGCUUUUAAAAGUAGAUAUGGAAGUGGAGUUGGUGGUAUCAUUUGUUUUGGAGUUGCUGCUGUCGCAAUAUUUUUCUGUGGUAUGGGUACAAUCACUAACAACUCAAGAAUGGUAUAUGCAUUCUCAAGAGAUGGAGCAAUGCCUUAUUCAUCCGUCUGGCAUAAAUUGAAUAAAAAUGAAGUUCCUAUUAAUGCAGUUUGGCUCUCUGUUGCAAUAUCAUUUGUCAUGGCAUUAACUUCACUGCUGAGCUUGGUGGCAUUUCAGUCUAUGGUGUCAAUAGCAACAGUUGGAAUCAACAUAUCGUAUGUAAUUCCCAUCUUCUAUAGGAUUACCCUGGGAAACAAAACAUUCACUCGAGGACCCUUUAACUUGGGACGUUAUGGGAUGGUUGUAGGCUGGAUCGCGGUUAUGUGGGUUGCUGCAAUGACUGUUCUGUUCUCGUUACCAGUUGCAUAUCCUAUUACAAGAGAUACAUUCAACUACACUCCUGCUGCAAUUGGUGGUUUGCUCAUCUUAGUAGUUUCUUGGUGGGUGUUAGAUGCUCGGCAUUGGUUCAAAGGUCCAAUCACCAACAUAGACACUACUAUGAGAACCAACUGAGAUCGUCUGUGCUCCAUGUAUCAAUGUGCAAUUCUCCAGUCAGUAAUUGAAUAAAAAAUUUGAUGGC